AUGUCUGCUGCAGUGUUAGACCUCAUCAACUUAUAUGACGGCGAGGGUGCUGUGAUCUUUAUAGAACAUCAGAAUCGUGGCAAACCAUCUUUUGACAUGAAGAGCAGCGCUGUUGUGAAGGCUUUGGCUGGAGGCAAGAUGACAGGACAUUCGUCUGUUUUGGUAGCAGUCAACAAUCUCUACCACAAUCCGCUGAUGCUGGCAAGUCGAUGGCCCAAGAUCUCAGUGGAUUGUGUAUAUGCGGAAUCGGUUGAGCUGGCCAACUUCCUGGUGGCUGAAGCUAGGAAGCAAGAGGGUGCUGUGUAUGCAUCUGCUGAAGGGCUGACGAUCAAAGAUAUAUUACGGCACAAUUCGUCAAACAAUGUUCACGAUUCAAAUGUACAACCACAUGCGUGUUUCUUCAUUGCAGAACACACCGGCCAGGAACAGGCCAUUUGGCAUGCUGCGCGGGAACAGUGCACCCCAAAAGGGCCAGAAUGA
Suillus bovinus is the source of this 480-nucleotide messenger RNA. RefSeq lists its product as uncharacterized. NCBI's taxonomy places the organism in Eukaryota, Fungi, Basidiomycota, Agaricomycetes, Boletales, Suillaceae. The transcript has 4 exons. Bases 1 to 480 code for a protein of 159 amino acids. The record is from RefSeq and is a predicted model, not a curated record.